UUAAUAACGUUGAUAAUUAAUUAAUGAUGAAGAAUAAGCACUGUGGGAUCAAUGACUAAUGUGUAUGUGAAUGGAAGCACAGAGCUUUGCGCAUAAGAUAUAUUAACGUUCUUUUAUUUUUCCAUUUGGAUAUUUUCUUUCGGAGACAGGUUUCCUUCGCUUGGAAGGUUAAGCAUAUGCGUGUAGUGUUAGACGACAAGGACACGGGAAAGUCAGUGGUGGGGUUGGCUUUUUCUUUUGGAAAUAUGGUUCUACGCGUUUGUAAAUAAUAUUCACUUUUUCUUUUAAUAUAAAUAAAUAAUCACUUGUUUUUCAGUCUGUUUUACAUUCCUUUGACCCUAUCCUAUUUCUCAGUUAUUCCAAAUUCUUUUUUUUUUAGUUCUUGUUUUUUGUGAUUUAAUUUUAAUGUGAAAAUACUGCUAACUGAAAUUACAAUAAUUUAUGAGUUGUUCAAUUCAGAUGCAGUUCGAAUCAAUUAAUUAACAUAAUUUAUGAGUUGUUAAAGGCUUCAAAUUUAAGAUUUUGUGAAACUAUGAAAAAUUUAAAUAAAAGGAAAUUCAGUGCAGAAUCUUGAAACGAGUAUCAAUGCAAAAUAGUAGUAAAAGAUAACGACGCAAUGCAUUAGUUUGGAGGAGAAAACAUAAGAGUACAUUAAAAAAUAUAAAUAAAAAGCCACAAAUUUAGAAACAGAGAGUGGACGGUACUGGUUCCCCCUCUCUCAGAAGUUAAGAGAGAAGAAGAAAGGAAACCCACUGACACUUUCCAAUGAGUAAAAAAAUAUCAGUAGUUUCGUCUUGUUGCUUUGUAAAUAACAUGUGACUUCUUCGUUGAAUUUUCCUUCCCUUCUCUUUUGGGUUGGAUUGAAGUUAGAAAUCCUGUUUCCUCUUUGAUCAUCUCAUAGUGUUCCUCAAAAUUAAAGAUGAGCUGUAGCGACCCUAUCAACCGAGGUUCUUCGUCUCGUUUGUCACCGUAUGCUCGGCCUUUUACUGUUAACCAAUCUUCAAUCUCUAAUCAUCCUCAAUACCCACCACCGAGGAUUGAUGAUCAUCGCUGCGAGGACAAAGAUAGUGCCUUCUUUAUCCCUUAUCGUUUCUCUUCCACACAAGGAAAGCUUCCUGCUGAAGGAUUGAAGCCAUGUGUUCUAAGAUCUGGUAGUUUGUAUGAAAAUUUCAUUGGCACCUCAGGUAUAGACAGUGAAAAUAGUUCAAAAACUACCAACCAGAUUGAGUGGUGUGUCCCUUUCCCAGACACAUCAGAACUGUGUUCCACCUCAAUACAUGGAGAUACUCAGAGUGGGUUAGCAUACCAAAUCACUUGCAGCUCUAGUGAUUCAAACAUCAGUUUUUAUGAUAGAUACUUUUCACAACCACUUGAUUCUCAUGCAGCAACACUGAAACUUUCCUGUGUAUCAGAACAUUCUUCUCCAGUUCAAGUCUCUGGACCAUCAGGCACCGGUGCAGGUUAUUUACCUCUUAAUCUUCUUUUGCAUCACAGUAUGCAAUCUGAUGGGUAUGGUGCAUUCAGCAAUACUAGUUGUAAUCCAGUCAUAAUAGAAGAUCGCUGUACCCUGUUGAAUACCACUAAUAAGGACACCUUGCGUGAAAUCCUGUUAGAGAAAAGCCAGGAUGCGGAGAAUGGUAAAUCUAAAACUAACGAGGUCAUUGAUUCCUUAACCAUGCCACAGGUCCCAUAUUCUAGUGUUCCUCAUGAGUUGACUGUAAAACUGCAAGGUGCUGAAGAAGGGAAUUCAGAUUUGGAUUCACCUUGCUGGAAAGGAACCCUGGCUGCUAAUCAGUCAAUACUUGAAGACUCUGGACCUGUGAACGGACAACAACUCAGGAGUGGACAAGAAGAACUAAAUAGUUUAAGUCUUCUUGCAUCCGAGCUGUUUGCUAGCAGUGAUAAACAAAAUUGUUACCGUGUAAAUGAAUGUGAUGAGGACAGUUCCUCAUUUUUCCAUAAGACUGCAUCUUCAGCAGUUCCUUUGCAGCCUGUGGAACAGAGAUCAGCCAAUUCUGUUACAACAGGAUCAGCUUUUUCAGAAUUGACUAAUGUUAUUUGGUCUUGUUGCACUAAUGAUGUCUGUCUUCCAGAUAAGGAAGAUGCCAUACUCAAGAACUCAAAUAAUAGCUCUAUGCUCAAAUCUUGCAUCCUUGAACCUUCAUCUGUGGAAGAUCACUGCUAUUCAAAUAGCCAGCUUGUGACUGGGCCAAAUAUUGCAGGCACUUUGAGAGGGAUCAGAGAAUCUGUACAGCAUGGUUCAAGUCGAAUUUCAUUUGAAAACAAAAAUGUUAUUAGUUCCUCUUCCUGUAGAAUCCAUAUUCCUUCUGAUUUUACUGAAACAUGUCAGGGUGCAAGUAGAUCUUUUUCUUGCCCUCCGAGAUUACAUAUUCAAAAAGUGGUUAAUACAAUGAAUGAACUGUCAGAAUUACUUCUGCACAACUGUUCAAAUGAUUUAGAUUCUUUGAAUGAGCAUGAACAUGAUAUAAUUGAGCAUAUUAUCAAUAAUCUUACUGCUUGUAUCAGAAAUAGGAAUGGGAGAAGAACUCUGAUGCCUGAAGCAACUCAUCCAUGCACUUCAUACUGUCAUAGGAAGUCAGCUGAUAUCCUCAAGACACAGAUCAUUGAGAAGGAUAUGGCAAAAGAUCAUGAAAUCAAAGAUGUGAACCCUCGAGUUAUGUUGUACAAGAAUCUAUUACUGGAGACUCGAGCAGCACGGCGUUUCAUUGAAGCCUAAAGAAUAUGUUGAGUUUGAAAGCCAUAGUUGAUAGAUGCCAACGACUAAUCAUAGGCUAAUUAUUUGAGGUCCCCUGAAAGUUGUCCAUUUAUAUGUUAAUGUUUAUAUUUUGUUGUCUGCUGUCAGGGAGGCCACUUUAUUUAGAGCUGUUUUUUUGUCUGCAUUGGAGUACAAAAUGAUAAUGCACCAAAAUGGAACUUGCAUAGUAACGCUUUGGGGAUGCAUAGCAGAUGCUGUCUCUCAGGUGCAUGCUGUAUCCAGUGAAAGUUUCAAAGUUCAUCCUUGCAGUAGUGCUGUAGCUUUUUAGUUUCUUCUGCCUAUAGACUGGAGGGUUAUCAAUGAGAUUGUGGGGCUUUUUGUGUCUGUGUCCUCUUGUAAGAAAUGACAUGGCAUUUUGGACUUGUGGGUUUUAAUCUAAAUUUUUUUUUGUCAAA
Messenger RNA from Ricinus communis (castor bean), 3171 nucleotides. RefSeq lists its product as uncharacterized. NCBI's taxonomy places the organism in Eukaryota, Viridiplantae, Streptophyta, Magnoliopsida, Malpighiales, Euphorbiaceae. The transcript is spliced from 3 exons. The coding region runs from base 920 to 2737 and encodes 605 amino acids. The record is from RefSeq and is a predicted model, not a curated record.